AUGCAGAGUCUCUUCACUACCCACUACUUCAACCUCGCGCCGAAUCUUGGCCAGCUGUACGAGCAGUGGGCAGCCUCUGACGCCAAUUUUCGAAAGAAGGCGCCAAAAUUCACUGGUGUUCGCAUACUGCGUCAAGAUGCCUGGGAGGCGCUGAUAGGCUUUAUAUGCAGUAGUAACAACAACAUCAGCCGCAUAUCUGGCAUGGUGCACAACCUCUGUUUGCACUACGGACCGCUCAUCGCGCACAUUGAUGAUGUACCAUACCACGACUUCCCCACGCCAGAUGCACUGUCAGGUCCCAAGGUUGAGGCGCAUCUAAGAGAACUUGGUUUUGGAUAUAGGGCCAAAUACAUCGCAAAGACUGCGCAAAUAGUCUCACAAGAGAAGGGAAUGAAGUGGCUGGAAGACCUCAGUAACCCCGAGUGCCCCCAGUUUGGCAUGACCGAGAAGCCUGCAGGAGACCUGCUUGAGGGUGGUCGCGAGGGCUACCGGACAGCUCAUGAAGAACUCCUGGCACUAUCCGGCGUUGGCCCGAAAGUCGCCGAUUGCGUAUGUCUGUUCGGUCUGGGUUGGUCCGAAGCAGUUCCAGUUGACACACACGUGUGGCAAAUCGCCCAGCGCGACUACAAGUUCGGCAAGGGUAAACACACCAGCAUGACCGCCGCCAUGUACGUUGCUAUCGGCAAUCUCUUCCGGAAGUUCUGGGGAAAAGAAGCUGGUUGGGCGCAUUCAGUGCUCUUCACUGCCGAUCUCAAGGCCUUUUCUGAACGACUGGUUGUCAAGACUGAAGUCAAAGAAGAAGAGGUUGUUAUCAAGAAGGAAGAAAAUGAGACAGUGAUUGAGGAUGUUGUCAAGAAAGAAACUGUAAAGCGCAAGAUGAUCAAGCAGGAGCCGCAGGAGGAUGAGCAUCCAGUUCUCGAAGUCAAGGAAGAGACUACGCGUAGAAGCAAACGCCGGAAAGCUUGA
Parastagonospora nodorum SN15 is the source of this 966-nucleotide messenger RNA. RefSeq lists its product as hypothetical. Bases 1 to 966 code for a protein of 321 amino acids. Lineage: Eukaryota; Fungi; Ascomycota; Dothideomycetes; Pleosporales; Phaeosphaeriaceae. The record is from RefSeq and is a predicted model, not a curated record. Gene Ontology annotation, molecular function: 8-oxo-7,8-dihydroguanine DNA N-glycosylase activity; damaged DNA binding. Gene Ontology annotation, cellular component: nucleus. The transcript has 2 exons. Gene Ontology annotation, biological process: base-excision repair, AP site formation; nucleotide-excision repair; base-excision repair.